AUAUUUCGGAUUGGGUUUAUGGCUUCCGGAAAUAUUUACGAGAUUUCGACAUUACCAUCUUGCUAAUCAAAAUUCGACAGUAUCUUUAAGAGAUUUAAUGAGAAUCGACGAGGUGUCCCAAAAUAACGACUGCAGCCCGACAUUCGAUAGUACAGUAUUUCAAAACACAUUGGCCAUGGGUAUCAGUUCUUUGGUGUGCCAUUUAACGUCUGGCUUUUUGGCUGGAAGAAUUGAUCGAAAAAUAAUUCCGACAGGAACUAUGCUUUUAGCUGGGCUUUGCUCAGCGGUCAUCUAUUUCUUAAGUGAUUCGUUACAGAUCGUGAUAGUGGCAUGUGCCUUUCAAAGUUCCAUUGCUACGGCCAAUAUGGCGCUGUCGAGCAUUACCGUUGAUCUUUUUCCGACUUCCGUUAACGCAGUGGGUACUUGUUUGGUAACAUGUGCCGGAAGAAUUGGUGCCAUCGUAAGCAACGUGUUAUUUGGUUAUUUAAUGAGUACCAUGACCGCGGUACCUCUUUUUUCCGUCGCUAUUGUUUUACUCAUAACCGGACUCAUGUGUCUAAUAAUUCCCGUUGAAAAUAAUAAUUAGA
Molecule: messenger RNA, 587 nt
Organism: Agrilus planipennis (emerald ash borer)
Lineage: Eukaryota; Metazoa; Arthropoda; Insecta; Coleoptera; Buprestidae
Product: solute carrier family 22 member 13-like
Exons: 1
Biological process (GO): transmembrane transport
Molecular function (GO): transmembrane transporter activity
Source: RefSeq, a predicted model, not a curated record